AUGGCUUCCACAAAGCGUUUAAUCCUGCCCAAGCUGCCGACAGAAUUACUCGACACAGUCUUCGCACAUCUGCAAAGCGACGAUAUCAAGAAUCUACGCGCAACAUGCUCGACACUGGCAAAGCUCAUCCCUUUGAGCUUUGAUCGCGUUUUUGUCUCAGCCAACUCUCUUAAUCUCAAAGUAUUCCACGCAAUUGCAGAUGAUGAGACUCUCCGGUACCAAGUCACUGAGAUUGUAUGGGACGAUGCACGCUUGACCACAGGACCAGAAUUAGAAGAAGAUCGAAUGCAGUAUGAAGAAGAUGGCGUCGACCCGGAUGACGUGACCGACAACGGGUGUCCCCUUUGGUUCGAAAAGGGUCGCUCUGAUUAUAUAAAUCCUGGGUCACACAGGCUUCCCGAUUACCUUAUGGGCAUUAAAGAGUCCUGGGCCUAUUAUCAACAACUACUCCAAGAUCAGCAUCAGGUUCUCGCGUCUGAUGCAGACAUUAAGGCUUUCAAGUAUGGCCUACAGCGAUUUCCCUCGCUCAAGCGAGUGACCAUCACACCCUCAACCCAUGGGAGAAUACGAAACCCACUCUACAGAACACCUAUGAUCAGGGCGUUUCCUCGCGGGUUCGAUUACCCUAUGCCUACAGCAUGGCCUAUCAAUGAACUAUUAGCGCCAGUCGAUGUGCUCCCGUGGGUGUCAGAGGAUGACAGUCCCCAUCAGGAGAUGUACGGUACUGAUUGUACUGUUGAGGCCUAUAGGGCUAAAUGGCGUGGCUAUCGGGUAGUGAUUCGAGCCCUGGCGGAACAUGAUGAUCAUCAUAUCACCGAACUUUAUAUCGGGGGCAAUGAGGUUGGAAGCGGACUGAACUGCCGGAUCUUCGAUCAGCGCUGUGUUGAGUAUGACGAUCUGGUAACCUUGCUAAAGCGUCCUGGCUUCCGAUACCUUAGCCUUGACCUUUUUACAGGCCUUCUCGAACGCGAGGACUGGGAGUCAUAUAAGAGUGGACUUCUGUAUGAUGCUCUGGCUCAAGCUAAAGAUCUCGAGCACAUGUGCUUACGCAGCACCAUGGACAUCACCGGCGGAUCAAGUGAACAACUUGACUGGGAAGAAAUCGAGAACUACGUCUUUCCGCUUCGGACUAUCUUUCCUAUUGAUCAGUGGCCACGGCUUUGUCAUUUCGGAAUCUCUCGUAUGCUCGUACAACUCGAUGACUUGAUGGAGCUUCUUUCCGCUUUGCCACCAACUUUACGAUCCGUGGAGUUGAGUAACUUGGCCUGGGGAAGUUUGACUCAUCGGACGAGAGAGUUGCUGCCUAAUAUGCGUGAUGUCCUGGACUGGCGGUCAAGGCCUAUUGAAGAAAGGCCCAAGGUACACAUGGUCGUUUCCGGGGCAGCAUGUGGCGAUGGAGACAAGGACGGAUGGUAUGUCGAGAUUGACGACCUUGUCUAUUCGUUUAUAUAUGGAGAGGGAAAGAACCCGUUCACUGAACAUCGAGACAUAAUAUAUCCUUGGGAAGGAGGCGUUAGGCGGGAUAUAUUUAACCCUGGUUUCAAAGUGCCACAUACUGACAAGAAUUUCUAUUUAGUAACUAUGUAA
Molecule: messenger RNA, 1587 nt
Organism: Fusarium subglutinans
Lineage: Eukaryota; Fungi; Ascomycota; Sordariomycetes; Hypocreales; Nectriaceae
Exons: 1
Coding region: 1-1587 (528 amino acids)
Molecular function (GO): protein binding
Source: RefSeq, a predicted model, not a curated record